GAUCCGACAGUCCUUGGUCCAGAGUGAACGAGGCCACGAUGACCUCCAGGGUGAGCUCCAAGGAGCGCAGAACCGGCUGACUGGCCUGCAAUUGGAACAGGCAAAGCUGGAAGCGGAAAACGCCGCCUUGAAAGAGCAGAACCAGCAGCUGGACACGGCCUUGGGGCGCCUGAGCACCCAGUGCGAGCUCCUGGUCCAGUUGAAGGGCAAGCAGGAGGAGGAGAACCGGCAUCUUCUUAUGGAGAUCCAGCUGCUGAGCAGGGAGAACAGGCAGCUGUUGGAGCGCAGCAUGGAAAAACGGGAACAAUUUCAGGAGGAGCAGCGUCAGUACCA
This is a messenger RNA of Notechis scutatus (mainland tiger snake), 333 nucleotides long. The record is from RefSeq and is a predicted model, not a curated record. Lineage: Eukaryota; Metazoa; Chordata; Lepidosauria; Squamata; Elapidae.